AUGAAGAUGAUCGUGAAAAGUUCGGUUCUUUUGAUAGUUAUCACAUUUGUUUCAACAGUUUCUUCAACAUCACGAAAAUGUGAGCCUGUUCCAGGAUGUACAGAAAAUGGCGAAUUCUAUCCUAUCGGGGCUUCUGUACCGCAAAAUACUCCUUGUAAAACCUGUUAUUGUUCUGAAAAUGGAUUGGAGUGUGCAGAAAUUUUUUGUGAUGCUCCACCUCCAGGAUGUGUCGCUCAAAAUAAUCCCGAUCAAUGUUGUCCUGAAAUAAAUUGUGGUUGUGAGGUUGAUGGCGUAUUCUAUCCUAUUUAUGAACCUAUACCGCAAGAAGAUCCUUGUACAAUCUGUGUUUGUUCGGAAUAUGGAUUGGAGUGUGGACACCUUUAUUAUGAUUGUCCAUUCAUACCACGAGGAUGUGUCCAUCGAAAUAUUCCUGGUCAAUGUUGCCCUGAAAUUUUAUAUUGUGGCUGUAAGGUUAAUGGCACAGUGUAUCCUGUAGAAUCUGACGUUCCUAGUGAUGAUUCAUGCUUUACUUGUUCCUGUAAUUCCUUUGGACAAUUUUCUUGUAAGGCGAAGAUCGAAUGCUCAAAACCACAACCAGGAUGCGUUUAUCAAACUCCUCCUGGUCAAUGUUGUCCUGAAAUUUUAUAUUGUGGCUGUAUGGUUAAUGGCACAGUGUAUCCUUUAGAAUCUGAUGUUCCUAGUCCAUGCUUUUGUUACUGUGACUUCAAAGGAACAGUUUCGUGUGAGAAGGAAUGCCCAAUAAAAAAAUAUGGAUGCGUUUAUCAAGAUAGUCCUGAUCAAUGUUGCCCGGAGUUAUCAUAUUGUGGCUGUAUGGUUAAUGGCACCUUGUACGAAUCCGCCAUUCCUAGUGAUGAUUGUCCUUUUUGUACGUGUUUCUUUGGAGAAGUUCGAUGUGAGCAGGAGGAGUGCUGUAUGAAGGAUGAUGGCUCAGUGUAUCCUUAUGAUUUCGACAUUCCUAAUGAUGAUCCAUGCCUUUCUUGUUACUGUUCUAUUGGAUACGUUCAAUGUGACACGAAGGAAUGCUCAGAACCACCACCUGGGUGUGAAAAUGCGCAACCUUCUCCUGGUGUUUGCUGUCCUGAUUUUCAGGCACUCGGUUGUGAAACUUCAGAAACUUCAGAAAUGACAACUCCAUAA
Clunio marinus is the source of this 1158-nucleotide messenger RNA. Lineage: Eukaryota; Metazoa; Arthropoda; Insecta; Diptera; Chironomidae. The record is from the annotation of a GenBank genome assembly.